AAAACAAACUAAACCAUCUCUCAAGAAAGCAAAACAACCCCAUCAAAGAAAAAUCCUAUUUUUUUCAUGGAGAACACUCAACAAUAUUUCUCAUCUAUUAAUUGUGAAAUACAGAUCAUAAGAGCAAGAAACAUAGAGCAAAGUUCUUUAGGAAAAAGCAACUUGUUUGUUAGAUGCUAUCUUCCAACAGGAAACAACCAUAGAGUUAAGCUAAACAGCCAAGAAAUCUCAUCAAACUCAGACGUAUUUUGGGAUGAAACUUUCUCAUUGGAUUGCAUGGGAAAUCAAGACUCCAUUAAUAUGAUGAAGCAAGGUACAAUAGUCUUCGAGCUCCGGUCAAGAAAAUAUAUUCCACUUCUUGGGAAAAAUAUUGUUGGAUCACAACUGCUGGGCAAAGCUGAAAUUCCAUGGAAAAGAGUAUUUGAGUCAACAGAAAUGGAGAUAGAGGAGUGGGCAAUAUUCAUGGCGACUUCUAAGAACAAUGAAGAUGUGAAACCUCCAGCAGUGAAGAUAGCAAUGAAACUUAAAGUAAAUGAGGCAAUUAAAGUCAAGAAAAAUGAUAAAUUGAGAAGAUCAUGGGAUGAGUCAUGUUCUUGCAAGGGUUAUUGUGGGUGCAACAGUAGUAGUAUUUUCAGUGCUGAUGAUUAUGACAUAUUUGCACUUGGAGCUGCUUUAGAUGCCCUUUAGUUUAAUGCCAAAUAUGGGUAAAGCACUAAGGUGCUCUUCUGGAUUAGAUUAAUUUUUUAGUGAUAGGCAAAAUUCUCUAGUGAAUAUUUCAUUACAUUUUGAAGCUUUGAGAAAUCACAUGGCUUUGAUAGAACAUAGAGUUUAUGAUUUCUUUUUUAGAAUAUCAGCAAACAAUGAAAUGAUAAUAACAUUUAUAAUAUAUGAUUUAUUACAGUUACA
Molecule: messenger RNA, 906 nt
Organism: Lycium barbarum (goji berry)
Lineage: Eukaryota; Viridiplantae; Streptophyta; Magnoliopsida; Solanales; Solanaceae
Exons: 1
Coding region: 67-687 (206 amino acids)
Source: RefSeq, a predicted model, not a curated record